This is a messenger RNA of Orcinus orca (killer whale), 1057 nucleotides long. RefSeq names its product leucine rich repeat containing 3C (gene LRRC3C). The record is from RefSeq and is a predicted model, not a curated record. Gene Ontology annotation, molecular function: protein binding. The coding region runs from base 91 to 957 and encodes 288 amino acids. NCBI's taxonomy places the organism in Eukaryota, Metazoa, Chordata, Mammalia, Artiodactyla, Delphinidae. The transcript has a single exon.
AAGAAGCAAAAAAGCCACGCAGGCCUGAGAGAGCUCCCAAAGGAGAGGCCCCGGCCCAAAAGGAAUCCACAGGGGGACUUCAGGAAGAGAAUGCUGGCCGUGGGAAUGGAAUUCUCUGGACUCAUUCUUCAUUUACGGGGCUUUUUCUUCCCCAGAUCCUACUCCACUCCAGGACUAUGCCAAUCUGGGGCCAUGCUCCCACCAGCUGGUCACCUCCUGUCCCUGCUGCUGGUGAUAGGAACAGGGGGGACUGUGCCCAGCCCCCGGCUGUCUCCCCAGGGCUGCUACGUGGCAGAAGAAGCUGGGGAGCGGACAUUCCGCUGCAGCCAGGCAGGCCUGAGGGCUGUGCCCACCGGCAUCCCUAACGACACCCGCAAGCUCUACCUGGACGCCAACCGGCUGGCGUCCGUGCCGGCUGGGGCCUUCCAGCACCUGCCUGUCCUGGAGGAGCUGGAUCUAUCCCAUAAUGUCCUUGCCCACGUCUCAGGGGCCGCUUUCCAGGGCCUGGCGGGCACGCUGCGCCACCUCGACCUCUCUGCCAACCAGCUGGCCUCGGUGCCCGAGGAGGCCUUUGCGGGGCUGCAGAUCCAAGUGAACCUGUCUGCCAACCCGUGGCGCUGCGACUGUGCCCUGCAGGAGGUGCUUCGGCGGGUGAGGCUGGCACCAGGCACUGAGACGGGCAUCGUCUGUGGCCCGGGAGCCCGAUCAGACCUCGUGGGGCAGGAGUUCCUGCCUCUGGUCGAGGAGGAAGAGCUGUGUGGGACGGGGCGGGGCGGGGCCCGGCACAGCACCGACGUGGCCCUGCUGGUCACCAUGGGGGGCUGGCUGGUGCUGGUGGUGGCUUAUCUGGCCCAGUACGUGUGGGAGAACCGGGAUGGGACCCGACGUCCCCUCAAGCGGGCCCCCGUGCCGCCUGUGCCCUCUGAGGACUCCUCUACCCUCAGCACCGUGGUCUGAUGACCAGGGCUACUCCUCCGACCCUGCACCCCACACCCCUGCUCCUAUGCCCUCUCCUCUCCUCCCACCCCCUCUGCCUCCUCUGCAGCCCCUUCCCACC